CGCGCGUAAAAAAGACUCAUGUGUCUUUAAGAGCGCGCGCAUUACAGGUGGGAUGACGCUGUCAGAGAGAUUCGGUGUGCUGGGGACGAUGCGUUUCGUGGGUUAACGCCACUCAUUUCUGCCCCUCUCUCGAUGCUGAAGAAAAGGUUGUGGUCUGUUAUUCGCUGCCGAAGACGGCUUCGGGAAUAUUUUCUUCAGACCCGACGCUAAUGCUGUAUCCAUGUGCAAUGCUUUUGACAGCAUUACCUCAACUGAAUCUAAAGGAAACCGGAGUACCCGGAGUAAACCCACGCUGACACGGAGAACAUGCAAUCUCCACACAGAAAGGCCUCCUGACCUAGCCGGGGCACGAACCAGGGACCUUUUUUGCUGUGAGGCAACAGUGCUACCCACUGAAUUUAGGUUGAUGACCCUAUUGAUAUGCUCCCCAAGUCAAGAAAAGCCCUUAGCAUCCAGGAAAUCGCAGCUCUGGCCAGAUCAUCAUUUAAUGGCAUCUCACAGGUGGUGAAGGACCAUGUGACCAAACCCACAGCUAUGGCUCAGGGCCGGGUGGCUCAUCUGAUUGAGUGGAAAGGCUGGUCUAAACCUUUAGACCCUCCAUCUGCUACACUGCAGUCUCACUUUAACUCCUACUCCCAUCUUAGUGAGGGCGAGCAGGAGGCCCGGUUUGCAGCAGGUGUGGCUGAACAGUUUGCGAUUGCAGAGGCAAAGCUCCGUGCCUGGACUUCUGUAGAUGAGGAAGACAUGGAUGACGAGUCUUACGAAGAGGAUCCUAUUAUUAAUGAUGAGCAAAACACCACAACUGAGAUUUCAGAUGCUGUAUUGUCCGAUCAAAAUUGCCCCGUGCCAAAUCAGUCUGAGACAGACAAUGCUCAAAUCCAGUCCUCUGAUGCGGCCGUCAUCCAAUCAGACACAGAUCGUAACAUGCAGGAACCAAGCUCCGCCCACAUUGACCACGAUGAUGCGGUCAUCUCAGAAGAAGUGCCACAGGGGGAAUUUUCAGAUGAGGAGGAAAACAGUGUCACAAAACCAGACCGCAGGCCUUUGUGGAGCAAGGGAGAUUCCUGCUACUACUCCACCUCCUACUCUGAGUCCGCUCUCUCACCUGAGGAAGGAGAAGAUGUGGAGGAAGGAGAGGACAACGUCUUUCAGGAAGUCAUCCGCUGGUACAGACACUGCAGAAGCAUCUCCGAUACUUCUGGGGCUUUGUCUUUCGAUGAGGUGGAGGAAGAGGAGCAGGAGGAAGAUUCAAAGCAGUGACAUUGUGCUCUCUCUCGUCCGUUUGUCUUGUUCCCUUUGUAGUAUCUUUUCUGUGAAUCGUUUGUCCGGUCUGUUGUGCAUUCACAGACGUGGCUGUGUCUGAAAGCCAAAAAUGCUGCCGUCACGGGUAGUAUGGGGGAUGUUCAUAGCCAAUGUUUCCUGUCUUCUAAAACGCCUUCGUCUGGUUGGUUUUCAAUCCCAUAUUACGUACAGUUGGUGGAAAUAAAAAAAUAGCAUCUGAAAAAAGAUGCUUAAAGGGCAAAAGAUGUACUAUAUGUACUUUUUCACAAUUUGUGACUUAUUUUUUCUGAGAAAUAAUGUAGUCACUAUAUAUAUUCAUUGUUAUCUCUAAAAUUUGGAUGCAGUUUUGAAACCACUCCUUAGGAGGUGACUUCGCUAGUGUGAAGUCAUUGGCCUUUAGGUUUGGGACGCAGCCAGUGAUGUGUUUUUUAUGCAUACUGUAUAUUUUAUCUGUUUCUGCUCUUUAUCUCCUUAUAUUUGAAGUAAGAGUUAAAAAACUCAUUUCCUGGUUUGAUUUGAGAGUAGGAGGAUAGUGACAUUACAGAACGAGUUUCCACUGUGGCACGCCGCUGUGUGAUGCUACUUAUCUGUGCGCUCUGUUGAUUCAGCAGCCUCGCAGUCCGUCACAUCUGAGUGACGGCACAUCUGUUUCCCAAUUGUAAGGAAAACAUUUUCAAAUGUCUUUUUUUUCUUUCGUAACUGUUCAAGUGGCAUAACGCUCAUUGUAAAUUGUCGUUAAUAUUUCAGGAUUGCGGGUUUCCAGAGGGACACAACCGACCCAGUUCUUUAUGUUCAUUUGAUUUGGAUGUCACGCUGAAAGUGCUUGUGUGUUUUGGCUUGCUCCAGAAAAGUUACGGUGCAAUGGAAGUUUAUCUGCUUUGAUGGAGCGUUGUAUAUCUCUGAAUAGAAUGUGCCUGUUCUUAUGAUCACUGUGUGAUGUAUAUUGUAAAAUGAGUGAGAAUCCUUUAUUAUAUUAUUAUAUUUCCUUCUAUUCUUCUCUUUAGCUUCACUUCAACAUAGGUGUUUUUUAUGUCAUCGGCUGCUGGAUGAACAGGUUUCUUGACGUUAGUUUGUACAACCUUGAAAUGCAGCUGUAGUUCAAUAGUACAUGAAUAUGGUCAAUGGCUUUCCAAACUGCAUUCAUUUGUGGCAGAAGCAUGGAGGAAAGGCAGUGUAAAUCCAAAACAACCAUUUUUAUCCUCAAUAUGAACCGCUAAUGUCAUGAUGUGAAUGUGUAACCCCAACCCAAAGUUUUUUUUUAAUUGUUUGUACAAAAAAUGUACGAGGUCAAAUGUGAAAAUUAUGAUUGCAUUAAAGUUAUGUGUAUAUUCA
This is a messenger RNA of Misgurnus anguillicaudatus (oriental weatherfish), 2613 nucleotides long. NCBI's taxonomy places the organism in Eukaryota, Metazoa, Chordata, Actinopteri, Cypriniformes, Cobitidae. The record is from RefSeq and is a predicted model, not a curated record.